AUGGUGGUUGAAAUAGCUCUGGAAGAAAUAGCUGUCCACUUCAGCAAGUAUAACAAGAUUGCUGGCCUUUGCUGGAAGCAUUCCCACCUCAUCAACCCUGUUCUUCACACAUACAAAUCUGCCAUCACAAUCACACAGAAAAUUCACGGCAGUAAAGUCCACCUUGGGAAGGAGCUUAUGGUUAUUGGAGUCACGUGCUUCAGAGAAGACAAGCUUUAUCCUGUUUUAGCAGUGCCCACUUGCAAGAUAGAGAAUGCUGGAGAUAUGGAGAUCACACUCACUCAUGCAAUGGAACAGUGGAACAUACCCGGAGCCGCUGCAUCUAUUGGACCAGUGUGGUCCUUUGCGACUGAUGGUGAUGCUAUGUGUUGUGCAGUGGGGCACAAACUUUUUCUCAAGAAACUGUUGUCACCAGAGUCACCAUUAUACAGUAUACUUAACAACAUGUCUGGCCUGAACACCAUGACAGGUGAUGCCAAGGUGUUGAUUUUGACUUCAAGCACAUUUUCAAACAUGAGCUUUUGCACGCUCAUCUGUUCUGCUGCUGGAAUUGUACUCAGUAACAGUCGCGUAAUCAAUAGCAUGAUGCUCUCAAGGUACCUUGUCUGGUUGCCCGCAUAUGAUGAAGCCAGCAUUACAAAACUCCUCCACUCUGAUGAUCCUCAAGACAUCCCCCAGGCCAUUGAGUUACUGCAGGCUAUAGUCAAGUUCUCUAAGUCUCAGCACUCCCUUCUCAACAACUUAUUUUCAACUGAUGUCAACACACACACGGACUUAGUUUCAAUCACUCUCCUCAGCAAUUUGAUUGAAUCUAUUCUCAUCCCAUUCAUCAAUACGAAGCUUUCCCUCACAGAACAAGUUCAGUCCCUUAGUUGCUAUGCUCACCUUGCAUUCUCCAUUUUCCAUGUUCACCACUGUCUAUUCAUGCCUUUCCAACUCUACUACAACACUCAAACAUGUGUCAAGAAUGUCAUAUUCAAUAUUGCAAAGCAGCAACUUCUUGAUCCGUACGAAUCAUUCUUCCUUGAUGAUUGCAGAGACGAUUGGCUUGAACUCAUGUUCGGCACUGCUAAGGACAUUGAUGGCAUGUUCAAUCGGCACCCUGAACUCGAUCCUGGUCAUCGGCGCCUCAACCUGGGCAAGCAGAUCAAGGAUGUUGACCACAUCAAUCAGAUGAUGUGGAGGGGGGAUAUUAUCUCUGGUCACUAUGGUCUUUUAUCAGCCUGGAAAUAA
Messenger RNA from Suillus fuscotomentosus, 1233 nucleotides. RefSeq lists its product as uncharacterized. NCBI's taxonomy places the organism in Eukaryota, Fungi, Basidiomycota, Agaricomycetes, Boletales, Suillaceae. The transcript is spliced from 3 exons. The record is from RefSeq and is a predicted model, not a curated record. Bases 1 to 1233 code for a protein of 410 amino acids.